CAAUCUAUCCAAUGGGGAGGCAUCGGUGACGUCGGUAUGGCUUAUCUUUUAACUCGUGGAAACGAAGAAAAAGAAAUCAAUGGAACUCUUGCACAAAAAAUAUCGUCUUGCCUAGCGGCGUUGGAUACAUUAUUAACACAAAGUUCAGCCAUCGUUGCUUCGCAUGUGAUACCAUCCAAAAGGAGACUGACAGAAAAUUCAAAAUCAAAAUCGCUCACAGAGAUCGUUUCCGAAAUUAUGGGUAUUCAAGAUCCACUCUCAGUUAAACYUUCAUCUACCUUAGCUGAUUUGGGAAUGGAUUCCUUGAUGGGAGUUGAUAUAAAACAGACGAUUGAACGUAUCUUCGAACUCUCUUUGAAUAAUACCCAAAUUCAACAGCUGAAGUUUAGUGAAUUAGAUAAUUUGGGUGCCAAAUGAAAACAUAUUGACAAAUUUAACAUCUACAUUGUUAAAAAACUACAUUUUUGAAUUCGAUUCAUCAUAUCUAACCUAUAUUUUAAGACUAUAUUUAACUACUUAGUAACUUGAGUGAAUAUAAAAAUGAAUAAUAUGGUUUUUAAA
Diuraphis noxia (Russian wheat aphid) is the source of this 561-nucleotide messenger RNA. Its product is annotated as fatty acid synthase-like. Gene Ontology annotation, biological process: fatty acid biosynthetic process. NCBI's taxonomy places the organism in Eukaryota, Metazoa, Arthropoda, Insecta, Hemiptera, Aphididae. The record is from RefSeq and is a predicted model, not a curated record. Gene Ontology annotation, molecular function: oxidoreductase activity; phosphopantetheine binding; 3-oxoacyl-[acyl-carrier-protein] synthase activity.